Rotaria sordida is the source of this 837-nucleotide messenger RNA. The record is from the annotation of a GenBank genome assembly. NCBI's taxonomy places the organism in Eukaryota, Metazoa, Rotifera, Eurotatoria, Philodinida, Philodinidae.
AUGAAUCCCACAUGGAUGGCAUCCAACAUCGCUGACGAAAUACAAUCUUAUGAAAAUCCACCUUCGUUACGUCGUGAUGCAUUAAGAAGAAAAAUAAAUCGAAUAUUACAACGGGGAACAAUGAAAGAUAGAUCACGAUGCGGUGCACCAAGAACUGUGGUUUUUGAUUUACAACAUACAAAUAUUCAAAGUAAAAGAACAUUCGUUCGAAGAGCAAUUGAAGAAUUAAAACUGAAACCAUUUAAACUGAAAAAAGCACAAAAGUUAAUAGCAUCCAACAAACAACGACGUGUUACUUGUGCGAAAAAGUUAAUACGAAAAUUUGGUGCAAGAAAAAAUGGCCCGAAAUGGGAAUGGAACAAAAUUGUUAAUACUGACUUUUCAGGAAUAUUUACAAUUGAAGGUUUUCACAAUAGCAAAAAUGUUGUGAUUUAUGUUGAAGAUUCUUCUGAAAUUUCUGCUAAUUUAAUAGAAGCACCAAUGUUAAAGCAUCCAAAUGGUGUAAUGUUUUGGGGUGGAAUUUGCACGAAAGGCUUAAUACCUCACGAUGGCCCUAUUAAUUUUACUGAAUGGUUACGAGAUCAACGUCAAAAUGAUAAACGUAAAAGAAUGUACAUGACUGGUGAAUUGUAUGCUAGAUUUUUACGUGAAGAAGCCAUUCCGGCAAUUAAUGAAGUGGUGCAAAAUUUGGAUGAAGUCAUUUUCCAAGAUGAUCAAGACUCAAAACAUAGAACGCAAGUAGCUAUGGAUGUUAUUUAUGAUCUUUUUGAAGAAAGAAUUGAAGCAAAUGAUGGAGAUGCCAAAUUUGCAGAUGCAUGGCCUAUUGAAAACAUUUGA